GUGACUGCCAGUCAGCGCCGGUGCUGCGUGCCGAGAUCAGUUCCCCCGAGAACACGCGUGCCCCCGUCGGUAGUCGAAGCACAGUAAAGCUUAAACGUUUCCAGAAAAAUUUUAUAAAAGACGAUUUCGUUUUUGUUGUUAUUUUAUUUUUUCGAAAUUUGUUUUUAAGCCGUUUUUUACGUGAUCAUGCUGUGAUUGGACGUUCGAAUUCCGACGGAUUUUUUUACGGUUAUUGAGAAAUUAUUGUUUUUUAAGUCUCGGCAAAGUCCUCCUUGUCCACCGAAAAAUAUCGUACUUAUCGUUUUCACGCUCGUAAUUUUUUUUCGAUUUUUUUUUACUUAUUAUUAUUAUUUCGCGUAUAUUUUAAAUCAAAAAUGUACGAAGCAAAGUGUAUUGUAAUGGACUACCAGCACCAUAAUGCUCAACUGCAGGCGCAGACACAGCAACACCUACAGCAACUCCAAUCGUUAGCUCCGGAUUCAACCAGAUGGAAUCAGUAUCAACAGUUUUGGCGACAUCAGAUGCUAAUGAAUGGUAAAGCUUGUGGAGUACCAAGAGAUGGCAAUCCUGAUAAAAAAGAAGAAACCGAGCUUUUGUGGACUAACGUCGUAGAAUCUCAGUCAGCGUUUCUGGGACCGAAUCUAUGGGACAACAAAACCAUACCAUAUGACAAUGACCUUAAGUAUUGUGACCUCGACGAAUUCCUGUCCGAAAACGGAUUGCCGGUGGAAGGCGACCACCAGAACGGAACGACCGCGGGCAAUGUUAACCCGGGCACCAUAGUGGCGGUCGGCCACCAGGGUGGCCCGCUCAUGCCGGGCGCCAACAACCGCCUGUCCUCGCCGCCGCCGCCGCCGCCGGCUUCCAUACACCCGAUACAACACUUGCAGACAAACGGCGUGGCCGGGGUGGGUGUCAUACUGACCAAGCGCGAACCGUCUCCGUCGCCCAGCGAACCGCUCAGCCCGAUCACCAUAAACCCGGCGUCACCAGCAGAUUCAACAUUGUCGUUCGCGUCGUCCAGCAGAGACUUCGACCCGAGGACCAGGCCGUUUUCCGACGAAGAAUUGAAGCCGCAGCCAAUGGUAAAGAAAUCAAGGAAACAGUUUGUACCGGAUGGGCUGAAAGAUGAGAAAUACUGGGCAAGACGUAGAAAAAACAACAUGGCCGCAAAGCGAUCGAGGGACGCGAGACGAAUGAAAGAGAACCAAAUUGCAUUGAGAGCAGGGUUUUUAGAAAAAGAGAACAUGGGCCUUCGACAAGAGAUGGAACGUUUAAAGAAAGAAAAUUUAGCACUCCGAGAUCGUCUUUCAAAGUUCGAGAUCUAAAAUAUUUCCCGUGGAUUUGUAUGCACCAUAAUACCCUUACCCUCUGUGUUUUUGAAAAAAGAAAUACCUUACCCAAAUUAUUGUUACUAUUUAUCGCACUGUUGACCGUCAGCUCGUUAAUAAACAAACACUCACUCUUCCAACGCACCGCGGUGGUCGCCUAUAAGGAGUCGUGUAUAGAAAUGAGUUAUAUUAUAAUAUUAUUACGUUGUAGUUUAUAAAAAUAAAAAUGCAUAUUACCAUAUAUAUGUAUACAAUAAUAUAUAAUAAAUAUUAUUGUUAUAACGCAACUGAUCUCAAUUCCAAA
This is a messenger RNA of Myzus persicae (green peach aphid), 1635 nucleotides long. RefSeq names its product thyrotroph embryonic factor (gene Pdp1). NCBI's taxonomy places the organism in Eukaryota, Metazoa, Arthropoda, Insecta, Hemiptera, Aphididae. Gene Ontology annotation, cellular component: nucleus. Gene Ontology annotation, molecular function: RNA polymerase II cis-regulatory region sequence-specific DNA binding; DNA-binding transcription factor activity, RNA polymerase II-specific. The coding region runs from base 375 to 1328 and encodes 317 amino acids. The transcript is spliced from 6 exons. Gene Ontology annotation, biological process: regulation of transcription by RNA polymerase II. The record is from RefSeq and is a predicted model, not a curated record.